This is a messenger RNA of Closterium sp. Naga37s-1, 1284 nucleotides long. The record is from the annotation of a GenBank genome assembly. NCBI's taxonomy places the organism in Eukaryota, Viridiplantae, Streptophyta, Zygnematophyceae, Desmidiales, Closteriaceae.
AUGCGCCCAUCCGCCCAUGCGCCCAUCCGCCCAUGCGCCCAUCCGCCCAUGCGCCCAUGCGCCCAUGCCCCAUCCGCCCAUCUGUCAAUGCGCCAUCCGCCCAUCCCCCCGUCCGCCCAUCUUUCCCCCCGCCCUCCCUGGCAGGUGAAGAUAGACACGGAGAAGUACCCGGCUCUUGCAUCACAGUACAGCAUCACAGCGCUGCCAGUGAAAAUAGACACGGAGAAGUACCCGGCGCUCGCAUCACAGUACAGCAUCACGGCGCUGCCCACCAUCGUGCUCUUCAGACACGGCCACCCCAUCGACCGCAUCGUGAGUCGCCAGCGGGUGGUUGUUGGUGGGGCGUUGGGGAUGUGGUUGGAGAUGGGGUGGGGGGGAGUGGUACGUGGGGGAAUGCGAUGGAAAGAGGGGAGGAGUGCUGUAUCACAGUACGGCAUCACAGCUCUGCCCACCAUCGUGCUCUUCAGACACGGCCACCCCGUCGAGCGCAUCGAAGGGUGGGGGGUGAAAAGGGUGGAGUGGGGGUUGCGACGGGAGUUCCUCUCGUCCCUUCCCUCUUGUCCCUUCCCUCUCACCCCCUCCCUUUCCUCCCUUCCCUCCCCUCCCUUCCCACUCCUCCCUCCCCUCUCCUCCCUUCCCACUCCUCCCUCCCCUCUCCUCCCUCCCUUCUCCCCCCUCCCCUCUCUUCCCUCCCCUCUCCUCCCUCCCCUCUCGCCCCUACCUGCUGAACCAUCCAUGCCAUCCGCAACUCCCCUCUCCGCCCAUUCUCCCCCCCAUCACUCCCCCAGGAGGGCAUUCUUCCCCCUGAGGAGCUCAUUCUGCGCCUCGGCUCUCUCCUCGCCCCCUCCCACACACGCUAGCCUGGUCACACACAGACGCCCCCUCCCACACACGCUAGCCUGCAGCUUGCAUGCCAGCCACAGGGAAGCGGCCAGGAGAACGCGGAUAGAGGAGAGCGCGGGGGCGGCGGCGUGGGGGGAGUAUGGGGGAGGGGAGAGCCUGUGGGCGGUGAUUAACCGCAUGAAGAGAUGCAGGGUGAGGCUUUGUAUUGAUCUGUCAGUUGCAAUGGCGGCUGCAGAGGUGGUGGGAGCAGCCGGGUCGGUUGGUGGUGCUGCUGGUGCCGUUGCGGCUGGUAACAGGGGCGUGGGCGUGGGAUUACUGGAACUACCCUCUGGGAGAGCUGCCAUCCAGCAGUACAACACGCGCCUCAGCCUCUGCGAGUUCCCUUCCGCAAUACCCGCCGCCGCUUUUCCCGCUGAUGCCCCCGCGUUGGCCUGUGCAUAG